Molecule: messenger RNA, 5845 nt
Organism: Pygoscelis adeliae (Adelie penguin)
Lineage: Eukaryota; Metazoa; Chordata; Aves; Sphenisciformes; Spheniscidae
Gene: DHX57
Product: DEAH (Asp-Glu-Ala-Asp/His) box polypeptide 57
Exons: 24
Coding region: 1-4167 (1388 amino acids)
Cellular component (GO): intracellular anatomical structure
Molecular function (GO): metal ion binding; RNA binding; protein binding
Source: RefSeq, a predicted model, not a curated record
AUGGUUGCCAGGCGGAAGUGUCAGCGGUUGCUAGGGAGGCCGGCGGCCCGGAAGUGGAAGAGGGGCGCUUCCGGGUCAGGGGACGCUGCGCCGGGCGGAGGAGGAGGAAGAGGGAGAGGAGGCAGUGGAAGAGGAGGAGGAAGAGGAGGCAGCAGUGGCCGUUCAAACAAGUCUCAACUUGGUGGAAAUAGGAAAUGUUCAACCAAAAUUUGGGACGAUGGAGAUGAUUUUUGUCUCUUCGAGGAACCAAGGCUGGAAUCCAGAUCAAAUGCCCCUGCCAGAAGAGGAGGGCAAACGAAACAGAGACCUGAAGCGAGAAUGCCUCUGCAGACCAUACACAUGACAUCGGAGAAUCAGAGAAGAGUGAAAGAACUUCUUCAAGAGCUUCAAGGGCAGGAGCUGGCUCCUGAAUCAGAAGUAGCUGGUUCUGUUGAAGACGAUGAUGAACCUGAUUACCUUGAUGAUGAACAGUGCUGGUCAACAGAUCAGGAAGUUUCUGAUGUAAUACCAAGGUCGUCUGCUGAGCCAGCUGAGCACAGAAUUGUGGAAAGUGAAGUGUCUUCAUUUGCUGUGCACAAACUCUCCAGGUAUGGUUUUGACAGUGAGUGUUGUAGGAGAGUACUGAGAUCCUGCAAUGGUAAUAUUGGAGCAUCAUUGGAGUAUUUGCUAUUGCAGUGCUUUACUGAAAGAUAUGGAGAGAAGAUGCAGGUUUCUGCAACAGCUGCUGAAGCCAGUCAAGAAGAAUGUUUAGAACAGAGGCAAGAAGAGGCUUUUGCCCUCCGGUCAAUCUAUGGAGAAAAAUUUAUAGAAAGAAUUCAAAACCGUGUUUGGACUUUUAGUUUGGAAUUGGAGUACCUAGCAAACAGGCUCAGCAAAUCUAAACAAAAGGGUGGUUGUACUAGGGACACAGAAAAGCAGACUUCAAAGGAAAUAUGUAAAUUUUAUCUCCAAGGAGGCUGCAGGUUUGGUUCAAAAUGCAGAUUUGGACAUGAAUUCCCUCCAAACCACCCACUGAAACCAGCCAGGAACUCUGUAGAUGAUGCUCAUCUCAGACCUAACAGUGAUGGUCCUGUAUAUGAACUUGAAGUAAGAUUUCCUGAAGAAAACAAGUAUCCACUCCAGGCACCUCUUGUGGCAUUUUAUUCCACCAAUGAGAAUCUACCUCUUGCUUGUCGUUUACACAUUGCUGAAUUCCUCUUUGGAAAGGCCUUGAUAGCUGCAGAGUCUAAUGAACCAGUGGUGUAUACCUUAGUGACUUGCUUAGAAGAUGAAUCUGAAAUAAGCGAGUUACUUAAAAAUACUUACCACAAGUACAGUGUUCCUCCUAUGACCCUGCUGGCAACACCUUCGGUAAAGCUGCAGACAGAGAGUACAUCUGGUUCAAAUCGAAUGUCUGAAGCCUCAACAGUGUCAGAGCCUCAGGAAGAAGAGGAGGUGGCAGAAGAGGAGGAGGAAGAUGAGCCUGAACAAGUUGUUGUGGAGAAUGAGAGUUACGUGAACCUCAAGAAAAAGCUUUCCAAAAAGUAUGAUGUGCAGGCAAAGUCUCUGUAUAACGAAAAUGUUAAAAUCUGCACACAAUUUCGGCUGAAAAAGUCUUCUAGGCGCUUCCAGUCCAUGUUGUAUGAAAGACAGAAGCUCCCUGCAUGGCAAGAGAGGGAAACCAUUCUUGAUUUGCUGAAGAGCCACCAAGUUCUUGUUGUGAGCGGCAUGACGGGAUGUGGGAAAACCACUCAGAUUCCUCAGUUUAUUUUGGAUGCUUCAUUGCAAGGAUCUCCAAGCAGAGUUGCAAACAUCAUCUGCACUCAGCCUCGCAGGAUCUCUGCCAUUUCUGUGGCUGAACGUGUAGCCAAAGAAAGAACAGAAAGGAUUGGACUCACUGUUGGAUAUCAGAUCCGUCUAGAAAGUGUAAAGUCCUCAGCUACCAGACUUUUGUACUGCACUACUGGUGUUCUGUUGAGAAGGCUGGAAGGAGAUCUGACUUUGCAGGGAAUCACACAUGUUAUUGUUGAUGAAGUUCACGAAAGAACAGAAGAAAGUGACUUCUUGCUGCUGGUUUUGAAGGAUAUAAUGGUUCAGAGGCCAGACCUGCGCAUUAUACUAAUGAGUGCCACCUUGAAUGCAGAACUUUUUUCUCAAUACUUUCACUCCUGUCCAAUUAUUAACAUACCAGGUCGAACAUUUCCUGUGGAUCAGUUUUUUCUGGAAGAUGUGAUUGCAAUGACAAGGUAUGUUUUAGAGGACAGUAGUCCUUACAGGCGCAAGACAAAGCAAGAAAACAAACAGAAUGGAAGACACAAAAGAACUGCAUUUGAAGAAGUAGAGGAGGACCUGAGACGUGCUGGCCUUCUGGAAGGCACUGACACAGUUGUCAGAGAUUCAGACCCAGACCAAAAAUUAACUCUGAAGCAGCUCCUUACACGAUAUAAAGGGGUUAACAAGACGGUGUUGAAAACAUUGUCUGUCAUGGACUUGGACAAAGUUAAUCUGGAAUUAAUUGAAGCCUUGCUGGAGUGGAUAGUUGCUGGCAGACAUUCAUACCCCCCAGGUGCUGUGUUGAUAUUUUUGCCUGGUCUAGCAGAAAUCAAGAUGCUUUAUGAGCAGCUCCAGUCUAAUGCUCUUUUUAAUAACAGGCACAGCAAGAGGUGUGUUGUUUAUCCGCUUCAUUCUUCACUGUCUAGUGAAGAACAGCAGUCUGUGUUCCUCAGGCCUCCUGCAGGAGUUAUCAAAAUCAUCAUCUCUACAAACAUUGCAGAAACAUCUGUCACCAUUGAUGAUGUGGUCUAUGUGAUUGAUUCUGGAAAAAUGAAAGAGAAAAGAUACGACCCAAGCAAAGGAAUGGAAAGUCUGGAAGACACAUUUGUGUCCAAGGCCAACGCUCUGCAAAGGAAAGGGCGAGCAGGCCGUGUAGCCUCAGGCGUCUGCUUUCAUCUUUUCAGUAGCCAUCACUAUAGCCAUCAGCUUAUAAAACAGCAGUUACCAGAAAUACAAAGAGUGCCCUUGGAGCAGCUUUGUCUAAGAAUUAAGAUUCUGGAGAUGUUUUCUGCACAGAGUCUUCACUCUGUCUUAUCACGACUAAUUGAGCCCCCUAGAACUGAGUCUUUGCGAGCGUCAAAGCUGCGACUACAAGACUUGGGAGCAUUAACUCCAGAUGAAAAGCUCACCCCUCUGGGAUAUCACUUGGCUUCUCUGCCUGUUGAUGUCAGGAUUGGCAAGCUAAUGCUGUUUGGCACCAUCUUCCGCUGCCUGGAUCCUGCACUAACUAUAGCAGCCAGUCUGGCCUUUAAGUCACCUUUUGUGUCACCAUGGGAUAAAAGGGAAGAAGCAAACAAAAAGAAGUUGGAGUUUGCAGUAGGGAACAGCGACUACCUGGCUCUUCUCCAGGCCUAUAAGGGAUGGCGUUUGAGUAUUAAAGAGGGCUCUCAGGCAAGCUACAACUACUGCAGGGAGAACUUUCUGUCAGGAAGAGUUCUUCAGGAAAUUGCCAGUCUGAAACGGCAAUUCACAGAACUGCUUUCUGACAUCGGGUUUGUGAAGGAGGGAUUAAGAGCCAGGGACAUUGAGAAGAAGUGGUCCCAAGGAGGUGAUGGCGUAUUGGAUGCCACAGGAGAAGAGGCGAAUUCGAAUGCAGAGAACAUCAAGCUGAUCUCAGCUAUGUUGUGUGCUGCACUGUAUCCCAAUGUUGUCCAGGUGAAAAAGCCAGAGGGCAAAUACCAGAAGACCAGUACAGGAGUAGUCAAAAUGCAACCAAAAGCAGAAGAGCUGAAGUUUGUUACCAAAAAUGAUGGUUAUGUUCACAUUCACCCUUCAUCUGUGAAUUAUCAGACUAGGAACUUUGAGAGCCCCUACCUGGUAUAUCAUGAGAAAAUCAAGACCAGCCGCGUGUUCAUUCGAGACUGCAGUAUGGUGUCAGUGUACCCGCUGGUCCUGCUUGGAGGCGGGCAGGUUCACAUGCAGCUGCAGAAGGGAGAGUUUGUCAUUUCUCUUGAUGAUGGCUGGAUACGGUUUGUGGCUGCCUCUCACCAGGUGGCUGAGCUGGUGAAAGAGCUGCGCUGUGAACUAGACCAGAUGCUGCAGGAUAAAAUCAAGAAUCCCAGCAUGGAUUUAUGCAUGUGCCCCCGUGGAUCUCGGAUCAUCAGUAUGAUUGUAAAGCUUGUGACCACGCAGUAACGUGAGAACGUCUUUCUGUACAGACUCACUGUUUGCUACUGCCUGAGAACAGACCAAGUAACAUCAGUCUCUCUAUGUACUUGUUGUCCCAAAACAUGGCACUGAUCUCUGGAAGACCAAGUUGGCAACUGUACUAUUGACAGGUUUUGGGGGGUUUUGGGGUUGGGUGGGUUUUUUUUCCCCCCCCUUUGUUUACAGAGAGCUCGCUUGUUGAAAAUAAGGUGGCUUACCGUACACUCUGGAAAAUGGCAAAUCUCCCAGAAGAAUAGAAACCUCCAUCUAAGAAAGUGCUUUUUUCAUGAGGCUAUACACUGGCAAUAGUGUUUUCUGGUCACAAAAAUGCCUGCUACCUAGCUGCUGCUUGUAAUAGUAAUGUCUGGAGGCAGCAUGUGACAUCAUAGGCUGCUCCGAAAUUGGUUUAAACUCAUUUCUACAUUUUGGCCAAGACUUUACUGAGGUAGUCGGUCUUGGCUGACCAGGGAUCAAUUUGCUUACGGUUCAACGCAACGCCCUUAAAAAGGUGAGCACCUUUUGAUUCACGUCAAGGGGUUCUGAAAUGGAUUUAGGGAGCAUCCUCUGGCGAGGAGACUGUACCAGAUCAGUUGGAGUAACGUGUUGGAUCAGUGCAGGCUCUUCUGGUUACAGCGUAAAACUGCAGGAGAGUGUGGAUGUUCCCCCUGAAAGCCAGGCUUUUCCAGCCCCCCCCUAUGCUAUGAAAAAGUAAAACAGAUGAGACGGACUGCUGUAGUGCAUUAAAAAUGGAUCCUUGGGUGGAUGGUAUUGCUCGCUGUUAACCUCCUCUGGUAGGUGGUGGUCCUCCUGCCACCCUGAACAGCUGAAGAAAGUCCCACUUUUGGGAACUUUUAGCCAAACUCCUGCUCUGGGGAGUGGACUGCUACAGAAGAGUGUGGUGAAAUGCCGCAGUAAUAAUGAACUAUUAUUACUUCUUCCCUUUGACAUGGCUUAAUUGCAGUGCUGAGCGUUGCUACAGCUGAGCUGCUUGAUGCACUAGCAAUUGCAAAUAAUAGCAAGUGCCUUAAAUAAAAAACUUUGCUGUCAUCCGUAGUAGUAAAACCAGAGUAAACACUGUCUCCGUGCCAGCCCUGCCUAGAAAUAGCCUCCAGGCUGAGGAACGAUGAGCAGAUGGAGGCACAUCGUUUGGGGACUAGUUCAAUUUGUCAGAAAAACCACACUUGAAUGUUUGUAGAAGCAGUUUCACAGCAACACACCCUUGCACGAGGAAGACGACAGGAGUACCAAGACCAACAUACCAGUGCAGUAGAAUGGUCUGCAGGUAUGUUGAGCUGCAGAAGGCUGAACUGUUCCCAUAGCUUAAUCUUGGUCAAUAGUGGCACCCUACCCCUCUAACUGUGCACCUACGUGCUUGGGAUUUUUUUCUCCUGAGGUUUAGUGAAGAGCUGUUAAGGCCUGGGGCGGGGCAUUAAAGCACUGCAGAAGUAUACAGAGCGCGUUGUCAGCCGUUAGCUCUGUGUGAAGCGGGACUGUGAGGUAUGGCGUUGCUUCUGUGUGUGCCUGGCAGCCAUGCCAAUAAGGGUAAGCAAAUAGUGUUUCUGUUCAGGUUGGCUGUGGAGUGAAAUAGGAACAGAUUCCAUUUUUCACCUCGGACUUCCGUACCCUUUCAAAGUGCUAUCCUCUUGAAUAAAUGACUUCUCAACCA